Molecule: messenger RNA, 786 nt
Organism: Trematosphaeria pertusa
Lineage: Eukaryota; Fungi; Ascomycota; Dothideomycetes; Pleosporales; Trematosphaeriaceae
Exons: 1
Source: RefSeq, a predicted model, not a curated record
UUGCCCACCGAACUCCUCCACGAGAUCCUUUCCUACGUUCUCGGCCAGCCUCCCAAUAGCGGCUUCUCUCGCGCUGAUGCCGCGAACAGCCGAGGCCUUAUCCUCGACGACUACUAUUCUUCAUCCCAUCGGCUGGAGAUCCUGGUCACCUGCGUCCAAUUUCACGAUGACUUCAGCGCGCUUGCUUUCCGAAAAACAACAUUCGUUGUUAGAGAUAUAUACUCUACGCUUGGGACCUUGCUCCGGCGCGUCGAGCAACAUCACGUCCGCCAGAUACGCAAAAUUGCUCGCGUGGCCACCUCACGCCAGCUCCAGGACAUGGUACACUGGGCUCGUUGGCCCUUCAACAUCCAGGCCCUAGACCUAGACGAGCUCACCAUCGUCUUUCACCGUUCUGCGCACUGGCACUACCCCUCGGACCACACGGCGGCCAUGGUCGCACUACUACGCCGCCUGCGGAACGUUCGGAUUCUCAAAUUCGUGCUGAAUGCUGCCCAUGUGAAGGGGUCUUUUCGCACGUGGUAUAAUCGGCUCAUCGGGCUUAUGCUCAAGGAAGAUCAUUAUCAGCGGUACGAUGCGCCGAAUGCUCCCAACGUCGAAGCUACGUGGUGGGAGUGGAGCUACAGCGAAGAUGAGAUGUCUUUUCAAUUGGUCGCGCGGGAACCCAAGCCCAUAGUAUCUGAAGAGGAGUAUAUGAACUUUGCGGCACCCAUGGUCAGAAGGUUGAUGGAGGACAUGGCAUUGGAAGAGGAGGAUCCUGAUCCAAGGGUCAGGAACGGAGCAUGA